Messenger RNA from Centropristis striata (black sea bass), 2993 nucleotides. It is a transcript of the gene cfap20dc, whose product is annotated as CFAP20 domain containing. The record is from RefSeq and is a predicted model, not a curated record. Bases 125 to 2365 code for a protein of 746 amino acids. NCBI's taxonomy places the organism in Eukaryota, Metazoa, Chordata, Actinopteri, Perciformes, Serranidae. The transcript has 17 exons.
AUGCGGACAUAUCCUGUGUUAGGAAACUGGUUUCCUACAACUGCGCCUUACAUCUUAAGUUAUAGUAGUUAAAAAAUCAGUCAAAUAUCGAUUUGUUUCAACCGUUACAGUUACGUCACGUAAAAUGUUCAGGAAUAAUUAUCAGGGUGGAGCUGUGGUUGAGGUCUUUAGCGGACAAGGAAAAGACCCUGUAGCAAAAUGGAAACUUUGCGGAGGUCCGUCUGCCAUACAUAAGGAGUACAAUAAAGAAGUCAAAGGGUUUGUUUACUGUCUGGAGGGCAGCAGCCAGACAGUCAAGAUGCAAAUGCCAGAGAAUGGGAAGAUGUCUCUUGGACUUCUCCAAAGAUUCUUGGUCCUUCAAGUGAAUAUUCCGCAGUGCAAAGAUUUUUCUGUUGAGCUUGCGAUAACUGAUUUAGAGCACCUAAAAAGAAGACUUCACUUAUCAACAGUACAUAAAGAGUUAUCUGCAACACACUUGCAUGCAAAGAUACCUUUUGUAGGACUGAAACGCAAUAUUUGGUCUACUUUGUGCAUCGACCUUGUAUCAUUCACCGGUGAGCUGCUCAAGGGUUUUUUGACGCUGGAUGGCAUCACUUUGUUUGCAACUUGUCAAGUUCGUAGAAUCUUCACCAUGAAAACGGAGCCAACUGGAAGGUCAAGUGAAGAUAUGUUACUCAGUGGAGCUGAUCUCAUGGACUUGAUCCCUCGCAGCUGCCAGUUCCCACCAGAUGUAAACCACGUCACACAGGUGUUGAACAUGGACAAUUUGCGGAAGGCAGAUGUAAGGGAUGGACUGUUGAGCUCUGACUGUGUUCCUGAUCAGUCUACCACUGCCAGAUCAGGCAGUUAUCGACGCACCAAGCCCCAGGGUGUUUUACACACAGCCUCAGGCUCCAGGGUUUCAGGGCCACCCCCUCAAAGUGCAAGAAAAAGCAGUGCAGCCUCAGAUGGAGUGGAUAAAAGUGCACUCUUUAUCUCAAAUGUGAGAUCCCCGUCCAGCAGAAUGAAGCAAGAAGUUGCCGCAGAAAGUGAGAGUAUUGCCAAGCGGACACUUGGCAGUUUACAGCCCCAUCCCCCCAAAGACAGAGACAAGCCGGGAUCUAUGAAGCCACGGGUACAUAGUGCAGGAAGAGAGAGGCUUGCGUUGUCAGCCUCUUCCGAUGCCGUACAUGAUGGCCGCAGAAAGAGAAGCGAAACCAGGCAGAAGUGCACCCCUCCACCCAGUAGGCAAGAGAGCAAGCAACAACCUCUGACCCUAACAGAAAAGACAAAGCACCUAACAGCAGAUGAGUGCAGCUGCACUCCUGCCAAGGAAAGUUCAGGAGCUGCCCCCACACCAGCAGAGUCUCUCCCCUCCUCGAUCUGCCCAGGUUUGUCUUGUGACCUGCAGGUCUGGAGCAGCUGGGAGAAUGAUGAGGGGUCCGAGCCCCAGCUCAGUCUGCAAGAGGAGGUGUUCACUUUCUCAUCCCAGCCACACUCACCCAAACGAGGGCAAGGCCAGGGUGACCAGGAGAAGAUGGAGAUGGGAGAUGAUCUGGUUCAGAGCAAACGUGGGAGGCGGUAUGAGGCCCAGCCUGAGGAUGACUUUAUCGGCAGCGAAAGUGAUGAGGAUAAGAGCUACACCAUGUUCAACCAUGCUACUCCAAGAUCUCCCAGUCCAACUUUAGAUGUGCAACGUGAUGUUCAUACUGACUCUCAUAACAUGGACCAAACAACACCAAAAGAGCUCAGUCCAGAUAGCACCCGUAUGCAGUCUCCAUCCAGUGGGAGGGCUGAACCAGCUGGAAUCGGCCCCACACGUUGCCUCUCACCCAGUGCGACACCCCGCAGACAGGAACACAAGUGUGGCCCACUUGGAUUAGAGGUAGUAAACCAUGUUAUGGAUGAAAACAGCAGUGUAUCAUUUUCAAGAAGACUCCUGCAAGAAGUAAAAUUGGAUUACUCCAUGCAGCACAAGGAAGAAGACUGCCAUUACAGCUCACGCCUGCUUAGCAGUCUACGAGUGCACGGGGGUGAUGACGACGAGCUUCAAAUGCUGGCCAGUUUAAAAAGGGAGCAGGAGGAGGAUGAGUGUAGAGCCUCGGGCCUCAGUGCAUCUCAGAUCCACCACUGUAAUGUGAGCAUCAGCAUGAGCAGUGACGACGCCUCUACCUGGACCCACAUCUCCAUGCCAGCUAAUCAGGGUCACCACUAUCAAAAGGAAAUGAACCCCCUCCUGCAAUCAAACCCCAGGGAGUGGAUGGACGUGCUCAGCCCUCCCAUUAUACCUCUCGGCUCGCGGAGAAGGUCAGGCAACACAGGGAACAAUUUGGAGGAUCUAAUCGGAGAUGAUCUUCCAUUAUUGCAGGACGGGAUGAGUCUGUGAAUGGAGAGGAGAAGGAGGAGGACGAGUAUUUGAAUCUGCUCUAUGAUCCCUGCCUGAAAUGCUAUUUCGAUCCAAAGACGGGGAAGUACUAUGAACUAGCUUGACUCACAGCUGAAGAGAAUCGAGAUUAAUAAAUCACAAGUUAUUGAUGGCGGAUGAAUGGCUUCAUCAAUUUUGAUUUUAAAGCCUAGCUUAUUGAUCAGUAAUGAAUACGGCAUUCACAAAAAUCCUUCCACGUUGCUGCUUUUGUUUUUGUGAACUUAACAGCAGCUUUGUGUCCCCAUAAAUAUGCAUGCUAGUGUGUAAGGGAGUGGGAAUCAAUAAAUAGCACAUGCUUUUUUGGAACAAAUUGAGUAGUUGCCCAUUGAGUAGCACAUCUGAUGGUAGAAAGAGUCUUUUUUUUUUUUUUUUUUUGAAGUCUUGGCUACCAAAUUCAUAUGUAAGCCUUAUGAAAGAACAUCCUGCAGCUCCUUUUUACCAAAAAAAAUUCCGGCAUUUCAGUUUUCCUGGAUUAGUAUUACAGUAUAGGUAAUUUUGUUCUUUAUUUAUUAUACUUUGUGGAAAAAAAAGAAUGGAUAUAUGUUUAUUUGUGUAUAUAUUGUUUGAAUAAAAUAUGAAUUGAAAUGAU